GAGAUAAUCAGGUACGCAGAGGCUUCAGCGUUGAUGUCUUCCUCGCUUCUCAAUGGCAUUUCUGGUGUCCACCUCUGGAGUCUCCUUGGCCAGCCUUGAAACACUUUGAAAUUAAACAGAGAAGCCACUGCAUAUAUUCUUGAAAAUUUCCACAGUCUAUGCCCAGAACUUUCUGAAUAAGCAUAAGGAUUUGAAGGUGCUAACAGAGCAGGGAGCAAGCCAAAGGGACAGUGGUAGGUGUGGAAAGGCCAUGGACUAUCCACCAACCAGAAAAUCACCGCUGGAGUAACUGGGAAGUGUCUGAAUGUAGGCUGCAGAAGUCCUGAAGGUUGAUGGAGGGCCAUGCUAUUCAAACAGCAGGCGUGGCUGAGACAGAAGCUCCUGGUGCUGGGAAGCCUUGCUGUUGGGAGUCUCCUGUAUCUAGUCGCCAGAGUUGGGAGCUUGGAUAGGCUACAACCCAUUUGCCCCAUCGAAGGCCGAUUUGGAGCCCGUGGUCAAGCUGAAUUCCCCUUGCGUGCCCUGCAGUUUAAGCGCGGCCUGCUGCACGAGUUCCAGAAGGGCAACACUUCCAAGGAGCAGGUGCACCUUCAUGACCUGGUCCAGCAGCUCCCCAAGGCCAUUAUCAUCGGGGUGAGGAAAGGAGGCACGAGGGCCCUGCUUGAGAUGCUGAACCUCCAUCCGGCAGUGGUCAAAGCCUCUCAAGAAAUCCACUUUUUUGACAAUGAUGAGAAUUACGCCAAGGGCAUUGAGUGGUAUAGGAAAAAGAUGCCUUUUUCCUACCCUCAGCAAAUCACAAUUGAAAAGAGCCCAGCAUAUUUUAUCACAGAGGAGGUUCCAGAAAGGAUUUACAAAAUGAACUCAUCCAUCAAGUUGUUGAUCAUUGUCAGGGAGCCAACCACAAGAGCUAUUUCUGAUUACACUCAGGUGCUAGAGGGGAAGGAGAGGAAGAAUAAAACUUAUUACAAGUUUGAGAAGCUGGCCAUAGACCCCAAUACCUGCGAAGUAAACACAAAGUACAAGGCAGUAAGAACCAGCAUCUACACCAAACAUCUGGAAAGGUGGUUGAAAUACUUUCCAAUUGAGCAAUUUCACAUCGUCGACGGAGAUCGCCUCAUCACGGAACCCCUGCCAGAACUUCAGCUUGUGGAGAAGUUCCUAAAUCUUCCCCCAAGGAUAAGUCAAUACAAUUUAUAUUUCAAUGCUACCAGAGGGUUUUACUGCUUGCGAUUUAACAUUAUCUUUAAUAAGUGCCUGGCGGGCAGCAAGGGGCGCAUUCAUCCAGAGGUGGACCCCUCUGUCAUUACCAAAUUGCGCAAAUUCUUUCACCCUUUCAAUCAAAAGUUUUACCAGAUCACUGGGAGGACAUUGAACUGGCCCUGAAAUACUAAGUCAUACAACACUGUGUGUUGUGCCUGGAGACACACAAUGUCUCGUCUAGAUUAAAAUAUGCACUUUUCCUAGACACAACUGUCCAACUCAUUUUUUCAUGUAUACUUGUAUAUACGCAGUGUGUGACCAAAUAUAAGAUCAGUUCUUUUUCUAUUGAAAAUUUACAAAAAACGAUCUGCUAUCUACAUAGUUGCAUCUUUUAAGCUAUUUACAAGAAGAGGUGGUGGUUUGGGGGGAAAGUGACUUCAGCUGUUCUUAAAGAGUUAGUCUUCCUUUCAGUCAGAAUUUGUCGCCUGCCAUUUUCAAAGAUUUAAGCCAAAAGAUUAACGUGUGAAAAUGUACCAAUGGCUGUGAAGCUUCAGGAAGUAGAGGAUUUGGUAAUGCAUUCUUUUCUAAGGGAAAGCUGGCUCUUUAAUUCAGAUGCUGAAUUGGUGCCAUGAAAACAGAAGAUACUAUUUUCUUAUUAUUUAAAAGAAUGUCUUAGCUCAUGAAAUUGACAUCGUUCCAAAGUUCCUGUGGUGAUUUUGCACUAUCAUUUCUCAUAUGGACCAUGGUGUCACUCGUAGCAUGUCAAUCACACGUUGGAAAGUCAAGUCCUUUUACUUCCAUGUUCUAUGUCAACAAAGAGAAAUGUCAUGUACAUAAUGUAUAUUGUUGUAAAUACUGGUUUCACACUAAGUAAUUCUAUUUUAUAAACUGAAUAUGGCUAUUUAAUUUAUUGUGAAAAUUAAAUUUAUCGUGGUAUUUAAAAAAUGGAAUGGAUUAAAAUUAACUCUAUGUGCAA
Camelus dromedarius (Arabian camel) is the source of this 2173-nucleotide messenger RNA. RefSeq names its product heparan sulfate-glucosamine 3-sulfotransferase 5 (gene HS3ST5). Bases 343 to 1380 code for a protein of 345 amino acids. The transcript has 4 exons. Gene Ontology annotation, molecular function: [heparan sulfate]-glucosamine 3-sulfotransferase activity. Lineage: Eukaryota; Metazoa; Chordata; Mammalia; Artiodactyla; Camelidae. The record is from RefSeq and is a predicted model, not a curated record.